Molecule: messenger RNA, 1595 nt
Organism: Misgurnus anguillicaudatus (oriental weatherfish)
Lineage: Eukaryota; Metazoa; Chordata; Actinopteri; Cypriniformes; Cobitidae
Source: RefSeq, a predicted model, not a curated record
AUUGUAAUGACGCCCUGUUCACCUUGUGGCGACGUCAAAUGCAUUAUAUUAGCUACUGAAUGAGCCACACAUGUAAGGACGAAGAUUGAAACAGUAUUUUAAUAAUAUCUGAUUAGUUGUAGAAAUGCAGUUUGUGUUGCGUGCUACGGACUCAAAAGACGAAUAUGUGAAGAAAUCAACAAACAGUUUGAAGACAGUGACCGAGAUUUAUCAAGACAUAAGCCAAGAGUUAAAGCUAAACGACAAAUCAGAGAUCAGUGUUGAGAUACUGGAGAAGACUGUAGGACUGCUGAAAGAGAAAGCAGAUGGAGGCGAUUCAGAAGCUGCGUUUCUCUUGGGACAGUUGUAUUUUGAAGAGGGCCGCUAUGCAGAAGCUGAGAUGAUCUUUGAUGGCAUAAAAGAUCAAGACCCCAGAGCUUUGUAUCAGCUGGCUGUCAUAUAUUAUGAUGGCCUUCAUACCAAAGAAGACUUUGGCAGAGCAAUUGAGUACAUGAGAAGAGUUGCAUUCUGGGAUUCCUCUGAUGUGGGCUCUAUCAGAUUCGCAGCGCUGUAUAAUUUGGGCAGGGCAUAUUUGGAAGGCUGUGGUGUUCAGGCAUCUAGCAUCGAAGCGGAGAGGUUUUGGCUCCUGGCAGCUGAUGAUGGGAACCCAAAUGCCAAUGUAAAAGCUCAGUCAGCAUUAGGCAUGUUUUACUGCAGACCUGAGACCCUCAACCUCAGAAAGGCGUUCUUCUGGCACUCUCAGGCCUGUGGAAACGGCAGUCUGGAGUCUCAGGGCGCUCUGGGUGUGAUGUAUCUUUAUGGAUAUGGAGUACAGAAGGAUCCAGAAGCUGCUCUGUACUGUCUGAAGGAGGCUGCAGAGAGGGGAAACGUCUAUGCACAGGGACACCUGACCGCCUGCUACUACCACCGAAAACUCUACUCAAGAGCGGCCAGUCUGGGGGAAAGGGUGAGCAAAUACAGUUGUAACAUCAGUGCCAUAGCUCGACGCACAGAUUGUCUGGAGGAAUACAUCCGUAAGGGAAUCACCAUUGGCACGUUCUACUUUGCACAGUGCCUUCAGCUGGGCAGAGGCGUCCAACAGCACAAAGAUAAAGCACAGCGCUACUUUACACAGGCUGCAAAGAUGGAUCCGCAGAUCUGCAAAAAGCUGCAUAUGGACGUUUUGUACGGCAGGAUGUAAAUCACAGCAGCAAUUAAACAAUUCCUAGAGGCCAUGACAUUUUUCAUGUUCUUGUUUGUCAUACAGAUUGUGAUUUUAAAAGAAUGCAUUUUCAAGUGUACAUGAAAAAAAUCUAUCCGAUUUAUAUUUGUAACACUUUACUGUUUUUAUUAGUUAACAUUAGUAAAUACAUUAGCUAACAUGAACUAACAAUACACAAUAUAGUUUUUUAGCAAAUAUUAAACUAUGUUAAUGAUAGUUAAUGUCAAUACAAUUGUUCAUGUUAGCUCAUUGUGCAUUAACAAAUAUUAACAAUUUAAAGAUUAAGUAUUAAUAAAUGCUAAGAUUAACAUGAAUUAACAUGCCUUGACCCAAUGAUUGACAUGGCAGGGGCGUGAUAAACUCAAGAGUGGAUUUUUAAAUCAAAAUCCAUCAC